Monoraphidium neglectum is the source of this 546-nucleotide messenger RNA. RefSeq names its product RING finger protein. The record is from RefSeq and is a predicted model, not a curated record. Gene Ontology annotation, cellular component: Golgi membrane; endoplasmic reticulum membrane. The coding region runs from base 1 to 546 and encodes 181 amino acids. NCBI's taxonomy places the organism in Eukaryota, Viridiplantae, Chlorophyta, Chlorophyceae, Sphaeropleales, Selenastraceae. The transcript is spliced from 3 exons. Gene Ontology annotation, molecular function: metal ion binding; ubiquitin protein ligase activity.
AUGAAUGAUUUAGAUGGUAGCAGGCAUGCGGGCAAGUGGAACGCCACGCCGAACUGGAAGGCCGACGCCCGGCUGCAGCAGCGCUUGGCGCUGCUCAACUCGACGGGGCGGCACAUCAUCAACGUGACCAAUGUCAACGGCACAACAUACGCCGAUGUCGAGGAGGAGGCGGUGUCCCCGGGAUUUGCUAUACUGUUGAUGUACCUGCUGCUGCUGCUGAUUUUGGGGGCCCAGACAGGGCUGGUGCUUUGGAAAAAGAAGCACAAGCGCAGCUACGAGCUGGUCACCACCCUCGGCCUCUGGCUCAUGCCCGCCGCGUUCGCCUUCCACCUCAAGUUCUGGCGGUUUUUGGGAGUGUGGGCCGUGUUCAGCGCCGUCACGCUGCACCUGCUGCACCUGUGCGCCGGAAAGAAAAAAGUCGACCAGCGCACGCCACGCAAGGUGCGCGGCGCCCCUGCGCGGCGGCGGGACGCGCCGUGGACGGCGGGCGGGGUGGCGGCUGGCGCGACCGCUCGUGACGGGCUGGGGCGAGCCCCGUCUUGCUGA